AGGCAGUCAGCAAACGACGGGCAGGGACCAGGAAGAGAAGAAGAACAAGAAGGAGGCGAAGAAGAAGACCCAAAAAGGCGUGUGAGUCCUGACAGCACCGAACUCGAACUUUCCCGCAGAAUCCACAAUUUCACGGAAUAAUGGAGGCCAACGUGAAAGGCUCGCAGCAGGACCUGGACCCGGUGGCCGAGGUGGGGCAGGACGCGGCGAUGGGCGUCGGACCGCCGUCGCCCAUCCCUACGAUGACGGAGGAGGAACGCCAGGAGCUGCAAGUGGAAUUGUUGAGGGUGGAGGACGAGAUCCAGACCCUGUCUCAGGUCCUGGCGGUGAAGGAGCGGCAGCUGGCCGACAUCAAGCGGAAGCUGGGCGUGACGCCGCUCAACGAGCUCAAGCAGAACUUCAGCAAAACCUGGCAGGAAGUCACCACCUCGUCGGCGUACAAGAGGACGUCGGAGACGCUGUCGCACGCCGGCCUCAAGGCCACGGCGGCCUUGUCCAACGUGAGCGCCGCCAUCAGCCGCAGGCUGGAAGACGUCAGCAAGCGCUCUUUGCAGCACUCGGCUAGCAUGCCCGUCAUGAGGAACGCCGCCUCAUUCAAGACCUUUGAAGAGAAAAUGGGAUCAUGGAAGAACAAGAUGAGUCCAGAAAUGGACGCCAGCGAGCAGCUCAACGUUCCAGAUGAGGAGCCGCAGCACCAGGACACGCCCACCACCCUCGACACCCCCUUGCAUUAACCCCCCCCCCCAAGGGCCCCCGCCAACCCCGCAAGUCCUCAAAGGUGUCGGCAUCCUGAAUUCACAAGAACGUCGCAACCUCUCGACAUCGCUUUACGCGCUCAACGCAGCUUCACUCCACACGUUCUUGUCCAUCAUGUUAACAUUUUUUGUUUUUGCCAUGUUUGGGGCCCAAAUCGUCUUUAUUUAUAAUAAUAAUCUCACACACACACACACACACUCAAGUUAGUGAAGCCAAAGUGAAGAUUUGAACACAUUUGUUGGUGAUGUUUGCUUUGUUACUAACUAUAUGCCAUAAAAAAAAGAAGACCGUUACACUGCCCAAGUUUCAAAAUAAAACUUUCCUCAGUGCGCUUAAAAAUAUAUAUUUUUAACAAUCUCUCACGUUAUGGAUUUUGUUGUUGAAUAAAUAAAUGGAUAAAACUGC
Molecule: messenger RNA, 1161 nt
Organism: Syngnathoides biaculeatus (alligator pipefish)
Lineage: Eukaryota; Metazoa; Chordata; Actinopteri; Syngnathiformes; Syngnathidae
Gene: tpd52
Product: tumor protein D52
Exons: 7
Coding region: 141-734 (197 amino acids)
Biological process (GO): B cell differentiation
Cellular component (GO): cytoplasm
Source: RefSeq, a predicted model, not a curated record